AUCCGCGUCUACUGGUUCUGCUGCCGCUAGAAACGUACAGGGCCUUCCCCACCGUAGCGAAGGUGCUGCUGCGCUGGGGGAAGGAAAACGGCGCUUUGGCUGUGCCUUGUUCUCGCAGCUGGCGGGAAGCAAGCGCCACUUCGAAAGCCGGAGGCUCAAGUGACCCCUCUUACCACCGUCAUGGCAGUCCCAGGUUGCAACAAGGACAGUGUCAGAGCAGGCUGUAAAAAAUGUGGCUACCCUGGUCACCUGACUUUUGAAUGCCGCAAUUUUCUCCGAGUAGACCCUAAAAGGGACAUAGUUUUGGAUGUCAGCAGUACAAGUAGUGAAGAUAGUGAUGAAGAGAAUGAAGAACUGAAUAAAUUGCAGGCAUUACAGGAAAAAAGAAUAAAUGAAGAAGAGGAAAAGAAAAAAGAAAAAAGCAAAGAGAAAAUCAAAUUGAAAAAAAAAAGGAAAAGGUCUUACUCAUCCAGUUCCACUGAAGAGGACACUUCAAAACAAAAGAAACAGAAAUAUCAGAAGAAAGAAAAGAAAAAAGAAAAAAAGAGCAAAUCAAAAAAAGGGAAACAUCACAAAAAGGAAAAAAAGAAGAGAAAAAAGGAAAAGCAGUCUUCUACCCCUAAUAGUUCUGAAUUCUCCAGAAAGUAACUGAGACUUUGGCUUAAGCCAUUAAAUUUAAAAAUUUGUUUUUAAAACGUGUUUGCCCUUCCUUGGAAUUUGCUGUAUAUUGUGCUUUGCAAUAAAUCACAGCCUUUUCCCUAUAGACAUUUUUUGUAUGUGGGACCAUUAUCCCUCUGGCAAUAUAUUUUUAAUGUGCUAUGACUGCAAAGUAAUAAAUCAGUCUUGUUACUUGAUAGCCAUGCCCCAAGUAUAGCUAUUUGUGUAUACUAAACACAUCGUUUUUGGUAUUUGUGUCUCUGUGUGUUUGGCUAGUGUUAUUACUUCAUAAGUUGAUUGUAAAAUGGCUUUACUGCAGUCAACACAGGUCAUCUACCUAGCAGCUAAUGAGUAUUGCUGAUUCAGGUGUCCACCUUCCAAUCAUGAAGCUAGGUAAGGGGUAAUGUUUUGCUCUUGACACAGAGAAAUUUAAUAGCUGUAUAUACUAAAAUAGAAUAUCUUUUAAAGAUAGUGAAAUUCUUCGUUUUUUUUUAAAUCUCUGGGGAUUUUUUUUCAAUGUCAUAGAAAGUGCAGCUGCUUAAUGGUCUUGACUAGGACUUUUUAAAUGAAUGGUGUCUGCAGGAAGAUGAUCAUGAAAAUAUCUCUUAACGAAGUUUCACUGUUCUACGAAAUGCAGAAUUUCUAGUACCUGCCUCCUUUGUUUUUGUGAUAAUUGAAAUAUUUCUUUCUUGUAUAAAGAGACUAGUUCAGCCUGUUAGUAAGUAUGCAGAGAUGAUGCUGAGUUGGUCAGGAUUUUUAGGAUAGACGCCUGGGUUGUUUUACAAAUGUGCCAUAUUGGCAUGUCUUACAGUGAUACCUCAAACACAGAAAUUUUUAUUUAGGAAGAUAGCUAAAUCUUUAUUAGAACUGAUUUUUAUUGUAUUCAGUAUGUAAAUUUUGUGAAGCUUGUUUCUAUGGGUAAUGUGGAAAAUUUUAUAAAUGUGAGCAUAAAUACUUAUUUUGUCAGACAUAAUUUGUAGUUUUAAAGCAAAUUUCACACUGAACUUAUGUUUUCAUAAAUGAGCAGUUUGGGGUGUUUCUCUCUUUUCCUUUUGUGGCAACCUCAAGAGCAGUGUCAAAAAAAGAAUUAAGAAUUUUAUUCUGUACUUUUUAAAAUUUAAGAGCCAGGGAGUUGCAUCAUGAAAGCCUUUAUAUAAUAAUGGAAAUUUUAUAUGGGUAAGCAUUUUCAAAUACAUAUUAGUAGAUAUGUUUUUUAAAUUUCUAUUUUCACAUUGAUCAGUGUUACUUUGCUUAAUACUUAGGUAUCCCUUAUGCCCAAUAAAGUAAAUGCUUAUGUUGUAGAAGCAUCAAACGUCAACCAGCAUCAUGGCACAGCACCAAAGAUUGCAAAUACCUCACUAUGGUGCACGUAGAAAUUUUCAAAUUGAUCACCUGCAGAUAUGGCUGCAGGUGAAUUCGUGAUAAUGAAAUCAGCUAAGUAUACUUAACCUCACAGGCUAGAAAGGUUUACUGAUUCUUCUUUCACCCGUCACCCAAUGUGGGUACCCUCAGUAAGACUCAGGGAGCCUUAUACCUCCUCUUAACAUAUGCUUACCCAUGCUUAAAUUCUAGGGAAGGUGUAUCCACAGCCCUCUUCUAUAAUAGCAUUGCAGCCAUGACAGCUGUCACGCUUUCAGCCUUUCCAUAACCUGAUUUAGUCGUUUGGGCCUCUCAAAAGGAAAUGCUUUUGUUUAAAUAGGUCAGUCAGUAACUGCGAGAAAAAUACAGAGCCAACAGGUUUUUAGGGUUUUGUUUUGCCUUUGCUGCUAAUUUUUUUAAAAUACAGUUCUUCAAUUAUCAAGAUUUUAAAAAUCGGUUUUUAAUAUAAAACUUUUUUAAAAACGAGGCUGACCCAAGUUCGGUGGUGUUUCUCCACUCCCACUGCUUGACUUGACUAGCCUUGAAAAAAUAAUAGUAAAAUGAAAUAAAAAAUGAUUAGAAGAUGCUGCAAAGGCAAUGACCUCAUUCCAUUGAGUAAGGUAGUUAAAAAUGAUAGUAAUUGUAGUGAAAUAGUUAAUUGAGUUAUUUGUAAGUUUUAUUACUGUUAAUUGUAGAGAUUAUAAAUUGGCUCAUUAGGUUUCUGAAUGGUAAAACAAUAAUGAUUGAGAAGAGCAAAAGUCAAUCCUCAUUAAUGUAGUAUGCAAAUUAAAAUAUUUUAAUGAUCAGUAGUUUUCCCCCCAGAAAUUAUCUUGGUAUUCCUAAGUAAAUUUCCUAUAAUUUUAGCAUAGUUUAUGAAAUAUCUCAUUUGAAUAAAAAUUUAUUUUUACUGAAGUAAUUUUCUUCUAAAAUGAUAUUAUUGAGAUUGGAUGUAAAUCUCAUGAACACAUUUUAGAAGAAAAUUAAUGAAAUUCCCUCCCAGGCAGUAUGUACCAGAAGGAAAACUGAAUUAGCAGUAAAACAGUCUAUUCAUUCUAACUACCUGUAUGAUCUUGAACAAAGUCACUUAGUUUCCCUGGGCCUUGAUGUCUUUCAUCUAUAAAAUAUUGUACCAGAUUAUCUCUGAAAUCACUUCUAGUUUUAAUAUAUAUAAUUAUCAAUAUUUUAAAAUUCAAGCAAUAUUCAUUUUAAAAAUUAUUAUAAACAGCUAGCAUUCUACAAUAGUAAAGGUUGAAUUUAUUAAUAUAACAGUUAAACAUGUUCAGCUUCUUCAAGCAGAUAAUUGAUAUUUGGUUCAUAUUCUUACAACCUAAUGCAUAUCAUUUUCACCAGAUGCAGACGGAAUUUAUAUUUAGGUUUGCAUCUGGAACUAGAUUAUCUGGCACUUUAUGGCCAUUAUUUUUGGAUUGAUGGACCUUCUCCCCACAUAAUUUCCUCUUUUAUUUUUUUGCGUAUCAUAUGUUGGCUGGUAUUUCUCAGAGGCGUCCCUCUUUCUUCAUACUUAAUAUACAUCUCCAUUUACAUCUUUGGUUCUCUGAGGUCAAAACAACAAUAAAUGAGAAGUAAAACAACUAUACGUGUUUGUAUUUACAACUCUAUCUAAAAGUAUAUAACCCUAGUUUGCCUUCAGAGUAAACUAGGCUGAAGAGUUGUUAAUAAUGUUGAUUAAAAUGCCAUUGAAUCCUUUCUUCAACAAAUAUUUAUUGAGUACCUAACAUGGCAAACGCUGUGCUAAGUACUGGGGAUACAGAGAUAAGUAAGACACAUUUGCCUCCCUGAAGGACUUCACAGUGUAGUUGGUAGAAGAAACAGUAGAGCAUAUUCCGUUAUAUAAUUAGUGCAGUAAUUGACAUGAGUUUAUAGAAACUCAGAGUGGUACCUAACCUAGUCUAGAGAAAUUAGAAGAGGCUACCUAGACAAAGUAGUGACUGAAUUGCACUUUGAUUAAGGAUAAAAAUGAAGGUUAUGGCAGUUAUUGACAGAUUGGAUGCUGUGAAGAAACACCAGAUGUAGAACAAGCUGUGUUAGGUGUUUGUCAAGAAUUACAAGCAAUCUGGUGUUGCUGGUGUAUCAUAGGCGAGGCAGGAAGUGGUAAGAAUUGAGACUACCAUUUUAAGUUCUUAGGAACAAGAGGAAGGGGUCGUGUGUUCCAUGUUUGGGAGCUUGAACUGUAAUCUGUAAGCAAUGAGACAUCAUUAAAGAGUUUUAAGGGGGGCCAGGCGCAGUGGCUCACACCUGUAAUCCCAGCACUUUGGGAGGCUGAGGUGGGCAGAUCAACUGAGGUCAGGAGUUCAAGACUAGCCUGGCCAACUUGGAGAAACCCUGUCUCUACUAAAAAUACAAAAAUUAGCUGGACGUGGUGACAGGCGCCUCUACUCCCAGCUACUCUGGAAUCUGAGGGAGGAGAAUUGCUCAAACCCAGGAGGUGGAAGUUGCAGUAAGCCGAGAUCACACCACUGUACUUCAACCUGGGUGACAGAGUGAGACUCUGUCUCAAAAAAAAAAAAAAAGAAAAGAAAAAAAAUAAUUGGGGUUUGGUUUUAUCAGUUUCAUAAUCCGAUUAAUCCCACCAUUUUUAAAAGAUGAAAUUGCUUUCAUUAGAAGGCUAUGUAAAAUAUAAUUUGAUUAUUUUAGGCUCUAUUAUUAGACUCACAUUUCUUUCUACGGUCUCAUUAUUAUUUCCAAAAAUUACACAGUAACCUAAAUCAUCUAAAAACACAUAAAGCUACUGUAUUCCUUAUUAGACCCAUCCCCAGAGUUAUAUGUACAUGUACAUACUUUGAGAUGUGUUUUGUUCUUAAUUGCAUUGGCUUAAAUUCUAUCACUAUUUUAGUAUUUGUUAGGUCCAGAUCAUUUAGAAUAUUUUUCAGUGUACAAAAUGUGCUGUAAUUUAAUAAGGCCCCUUGCUUUUGAAAUUUGGCUUAACCUGUGAAGCACAACUGCUUCAGAGUUACAGAAAGACAUACCAAUUGGUCCACUGAAUGAGCCCUGUGGUUCUACCUCAGGUAACCUAGUUUUAAGCUGGCUCAGCAGGGAGUGCUUCAAGGACUCCAGCUGAUCCUAGUGCUGAGACCAAAACUUCCUGGACAUUGGGCGCCCAAGAAUAGUAGGUUUCUUAUGCCAGUGUGACAGUAAUCCCAGUUGCGAAGACCAGAGUCUUCUGACCUCAAUAUCGCCUCCUAACUCCUCUAAAAAUAGAUAUAGUGGCAGAGAAUUGGGGUGCCUCUCCUAGAGCACAACCCAUGAUGCAUCCAGUCAUGUCUGGCCCCACUAUGCCUUUUGCAUAAGUUGGGAGGAGUUGGGGCAGUGAGCAUUUUGCUAGCUCUGUCUCUUUCCUGCUUCUUGUGCCAUUUAUAGUUCUUGCCCUUGAACAACAAAAGUAGAAUGGUACCAGUGCCUUAACUAAAUUUUUCUCAACCUAGAUUUUCACCUGAGACAAUAUGGUAAUAUUAUUAAAUUACUGUAUAUCAAGAUAGCAAAUUUUCUUGGAUACUUUAAAAUCAAAGUUAUAUCAAAGAUCAAGAAGCACCCAUAAAAGCUUUAUGAACUUUCACAAAAUAAGUGAAAAUUCUUUGCUUUUAUGGCCAUGUAAAAUGUCAUUUUUAUAAUGGAAGUGUCUUCAUUUUCAAACUUAACAUAUACGUUAAGCAAUUUUAAUAUUUAAACAUUGGCAAAAUUGUCUUUGAAUGUGAAGUUCAACUCUGGCAGUAGGAUGUUGCAAUAGUGAUCUGGAACUAUGGGGCCAAUAUAGCCACAUGGGGUUAUUUAAAUCAAAUAAAUGAAAAAUUUUAUUUUUUCUGUUGCACUAGCCACAUUUUAAGUGCUUAGUAGCCACAUGUGACUGGUGGCUACCAUUAUUAGUACAGAUAUAGGAAGAACAUUUCCAUCAUCUCAGAAACUUCUCUCUGGACAGUUCUGGUCUAGGAGAUAACCAUAGUUCUUGGUAGAAAUUUUGACAGGCUAAUGACAAAAUGUUUGUAACCCUGAGCUUUGCAUGCCCAGGAAAAAUAAGGCAUUCUUUUUUAUGUAUCAGACCAGAGAAGCUGUAUUCAGCACAUUUUGAAAUGCUAGUUUUUGGCUAUGGUCAUACCACCCUAAAUGUGCCAGAUCUUGCCUGAAAUGCUAGUUUUCUGACUACAAAAACUUCACAGGACAUAGUAGAUAUGCUCAGUAGAGCCACUUAAAAUAAUUCCCGUUUUUUUCUGAUGAAUUCUAUUACAAAACCAGGUCUGUGUUAUAAUAGAAAACACACUUAUGAAUUAAAAUCUUUAAAAAUUAUAAUUUGCAGAAUUUAGUUUUAUUUCUAGAUUUCUAGGUGGUAUUAAUGUGAUAGCAUAAGGUGGAACCAGAGAACUCAUUUGUUUUGUAUAUUUCAUUAUACAGAUUAUUUAGGAAAUCUAUCGCAAAAGAUUUUUUGUUAUGCUUAUCUCUUGAAACAAAGUAUUUAUUGUACAGAUUAUACAUUGUGAUUUUUUUGUUACUGAAUAUAUUGUUUGUGCCCAGAAAAAUCUAAAAAGACAUAGGUUGACUUCUAAGAGACUUAAGAACAAGUCACCUCUAGUUUAUAAGACAGUUCCCCCUGAUAUUUACCUAUCCAGUACCAUCUCAUAAAAAUAACUGCCUGUUAUUAUCAAAAAGUUGAGAAAUGCUGGUAAUGUGACAUAAACUUCUCAUUGUUCUUCACUGAGAUAGAAUUGCUUAUCUUGUUAUUGAUAAAUUCUUUAAUUUCUGAAUAAUUAGCAUAAUCUCAUGUGAUACAGAAACAUCUUAAUUAGCAAAUAAAAGUAAAUUUAUACAAAGGAAAACCAAUAAAAACCUUAAUGUGUGUUUAAUAAAGUAACUGAAUGAUCAAAAA
This is a messenger RNA of Chlorocebus sabaeus (green monkey), 6889 nucleotides long. RefSeq names its product SREK1 interacting protein 1 (gene SREK1IP1). NCBI's taxonomy places the organism in Eukaryota, Metazoa, Chordata, Mammalia, Primates, Cercopithecidae. The record is from RefSeq and is a predicted model, not a curated record. Gene Ontology annotation, molecular function: nucleic acid binding; zinc ion binding.